UAUGGUACAUUAUGUUAUUUAAAAGAUUUCGACGAUGAAGGAGUUAUUGAAGUUCGAUCAUUAACAACAACAUGGUGUUAUGAGGAAACAUUUGGUCAAGGCCUUGAUUUUAUAAACAGACGUGGUUUUAUGUUAGGAAAUGAGAGAAUUCCGGAUGGAAAAAUAUGUGCAUAUAGAUCGAAAACCGAUAUUCGAUAUUUCAAUAAUACAAUGUUUGCGUAUUGUUUUAUGAUGAAAUCAGAUAAUCAAGAAAUAUCAGCGAUUUGUUGCUGCUCCUCUAUUAUUGAUAAGCCGUGUAAUUUUAUAAGCGAAAAAUAUUACAUAUCAAAAACUAAUGUAUAUUAUACCAGAAAAUCUCUACAGGUACGGCAUUAUUGCUUAUCAUUAGAUGGUAAACGUGAUAUAUGUUUCAUGGGAGAGAAUCAUAAAGUGAUUUGUUAUUAUGUUGCUGAUAUGAAGAAUGGAAUUGUUCAAGGCGGAUGUGUUCUAUCGUUGACGAAGAAAUCUGAACGUCAUAAACUUGCCAAUAUUUGUUUGAUUAGAACAUUAUACAAUAUGACAGUACCGAUACAAUUCUUACAUUCAGCUGAAGCAGCUAAAAUUUUCUGUUGUGCCGGAAGGGAUGAUUGCAAAGAAUCAGUGAUGGAAAUGAGACGUUUUAAGAGACUUUUCGAAAUGGGACAUUUCAAAAGGGUCAAAACUUUAAAGGAGAAAGAUUUCACAUUUAUUGCUUCUGGCUAA
Molecule: messenger RNA, 741 nt
Organism: Cercopithifilaria johnstoni
Lineage: Eukaryota; Metazoa; Nematoda; Chromadorea; Rhabditida; Onchocercidae
Source: the annotation of a GenBank genome assembly